Morus notabilis is the source of this 1296-nucleotide messenger RNA. RefSeq names its product protein KTI12 homolog. The transcript has 2 exons. Bases 277 to 1185 code for a protein of 302 amino acids. NCBI's taxonomy places the organism in Eukaryota, Viridiplantae, Streptophyta, Magnoliopsida, Rosales, Moraceae. The record is from RefSeq and is a predicted model, not a curated record.
GACGCUCUCCAAUACCCUUCCCUUUUACCGUGAAUGAAAACCCCAGUACCGCCCAACUCUCAUAGACCAACGCCGACGCUGCCAAAAGCAGUCUGAUCCGACCCCGGCGUCCCCCCAAUCGCACCGCGACACUUCCGAUCCAUCAUUCUUAAUCAUCUGUUUGGCAUCCCAGAAAAUCAAAUAAAUAGGGUUUCCUCAACCGUCUAUCUCUUCACUUCAAUCCCAAAUUCUUUAUUCUCUGCCUCAAUUUCAAAGUGGUUGUAAAUCCUUUUUGCAAUGGCGUUGGUCGUAAUCUGUGGGCAACCCUGCAGUGGUAAAUCCACGGCAGCUCAUUCCCUAGCGGAGGCACUGAAAGAAUCGGAAUCGAAACCAGCUGUGAAAAUCAUCGACGAGGCUUCCUUUCAUCUUGACAGGAACCAGAGCUACGCGAACGUGCCGUCGGAGAAGAAUCUGAGGGGAGUUCUGAGGUCCGAGGUUGACCGCUCGUUGACCAGGGACAGCAUCGUCAUCGUCGAUUCCUUGAACAGCAUCAAGGGCUACCGCUACGAGCUCUGGUGCCUGGCCCGAGCCGCUGGGAUUCGGUACUGCGUCGUCUUCUGCGACGUCGAAGAGCCGCAUUGCGGGGAGUGGAAUCGGGAACGGAGGGAGAGAGGAGAAGCUUCUUACGACGAGAAGAUCUUCGACGAUUUGGUUUCGAGGUUCGAGAGACCGGAGAGAAGAAACCGGUGGGAUUCCCCGCUGUUCGAGCUUUUUCCGUGGAAAGACGGCGUCGAGAAAACUUCUCCGGCGAUAUCCGAGGCGCUUUUGUACUUGACGAAGAAGGUUGAUUCGAAGACCAGAGAUGUUAAGAUCCUGCAGCCGACGAUCGCCACGCAGAAUUCAAAGUUUUCGGAGGCGAAUUCGCUGUACGAGUUGGAUAGGGCGACUCAGGAGGUGAUCAGUGCGUUGGUGGAGGCUCAGUCCCAGGCAAUGGGAGGGCCUCUAAAUGGGGUGUCAUUGGGCCAGGGGUUGCCGACGGUUAACAUUUCGCGGUCGGUUGGGCUACCGGAGCUUCGGAGGCUACGGAGGACGUUUAUCAAGUUGACGGGGCAAACGAGUUUGAGCGGACCUCCGCCGCCCUCGGAUGCGGACAGCGCGAAGAGGAUGUUUGUGGAUUACUUGAACAGGGAGUUGGGAAGCCAUUGAAGGAGGAAAAUUACAAAGUGAAUAUUGGUAACAGUGGUGUGUAGAGUAUUGUACUUGGAGGUACUCUGAUACUUGUCAUUGAUCCGUUAAUUCGAGUUUUUAAUUCAAGUU